GGCCACCACAACUACUAUGACUACAACUAUGGCCACCACAACUACUAUGACUACAACUAUGGACACCACAACUACUGUGACUACAACUAUGGACACUACAACUAAUAUGACUACAACUAUGGCCACUACAACUACUAUGACUACAACUAUGGACACCACAACUAAUAUGACUACAACUAUGGACACAACUAAUAUGACUACAACUAUGGCCAUCACAACUAAUAUGACUACAACUAUGGACACCACAACUAAUAUGACUACAACUAUGGACACAACUAAUAUGACUACAACUAUGGCCACCACAACUACUAUGACUACAACUAUGGACACCACAACUACUAUGACUACAACUAUGGCCAUCACAACUAAUAUGACUACAACUAUGGACACCACAACUACUGUGACUACAACUAUGGACACUACAACUAAUAUGACUACAACUAUGGACACAACAACUAAUAUGACUACAACUAUGGCCACCACAACUACUAUGACUACAACUAUGGACACCACAACUACUAUGACUACAACUAUGGACACCACAACUACUAUGACUACAACUAUGGACACUACAACUACUAUGACUACAACUAUGGACACCACAACUACUAUGACUACAACUAUGAACAACACAAGUACUAUGACUUCAACUAUGGCCACUACAACUACUAUGACUACAACUAUGGCCACCACAACUACUAUGACUACAACUAUGGACACCACAACUACUGUGACUACAACUAUGGACACUACAACUAAUAUGACUACAACUAUGGACACCACAACUACCAUGACUACAACUAUGGACACUACAACUAAUAUGACUACAACUAUGGACACUACAACUACUAUGACUACAACUAUGGACACCACAACUACUGUGACUACAACUAUGGCCACCACAACUACUAUGACUACAACUAUGGACACCACAACUACUAUGACUACAACUAUGGCCACUACAACUACUAUGACUACAACUAUGGACACUACAACUACUAUGACUACAACUAUGGACACCACAACUACUAUGACUACAACUAUGGCCACUACAACUACUAUAACUACAACUAUGGCCACUACAACUACUAUGACUACAACUAUGGCCACCACAACUACUAUGACUACAACUAUGGCCACCACAACUACUAUGACUACAACUAUGGACACCACAACUACUGUGACUACAACUAUGGCCACCACAACUACUACUAUGACUACAACUAUGGCCACUACAACUAAUAUGACUACAACUAUGGACACUACAACGACGAUGACUACAACUAUGGACACUACGGCUGAAUCCCAAACCGCCCCCUACACACUCCCCCUUCACUACCGAGUGUCACUCCAAAAGAAGUCACACUCGCAGCUGUGCAGGGCGCCUAUUAUUGAAGGGGGAGGGUAUAAAUACGAUCGUCAGGAAUGGGUCGCCCUGUCGCCUCACCGGAAAACGGAAGACGUCAUCGCCAUGGUAACACAAAGACGCCUACUGUCAUGGCUGUAGCGCUGUGGCACAGGUUGCAACUAACAAGGAUCGCUGCUGCUUCCAGAAGACGAAAGCAUCCCAUUUUUUUUUUCACUCACAUCUUUUCCAAUCCUAUUAUCUGGCAUUUCAAAUCCAACAAAUGAAUAAAUGAAUUCUGUCAGUUGUGUUCAAAUUUUAAGGUGUCAGGGGGUGCACAAUUAAAUCAAACGUCAGCAGAGAAGAAGAUUUGUUUCUUUUGUUUUAUCUUUUUACACCACUCUUUGUGAUGUUCUGUCAGUGUGAAAAAGGCGUGGGAGAAAUAAAGGACGCAUGUGGAACUCACAUCAA
Acanthochromis polyacanthus (spiny chromis) is the source of this 1816-nucleotide messenger RNA. Its product is annotated as mucin-22-like. The record is from RefSeq and is a predicted model, not a curated record. The transcript is spliced from 2 exons. Bases 17 to 1507 code for a protein of 496 amino acids. Lineage: Eukaryota; Metazoa; Chordata; Actinopteri; Pomacentridae.